Prunus armeniaca (apricot) is the source of this 3573-nucleotide messenger RNA. The record is from the annotation of a GenBank genome assembly. Lineage: Eukaryota; Viridiplantae; Streptophyta; Magnoliopsida; Rosales; Rosaceae.
AUGGGAACCACUUCAGGACAACAGUUCCUAUCAGAGGAUGGAUUACCGUACGGUAUGCCAAGUGGAGCAAGCCCCGCGCUGCACCCUAGCACUCCCUUCGGUAAUCCACCUGCGCUUCAGACCACGGUCGAAGCAGAGCUUUUGGCUCAGAUGACCUCCCUCCGAAAGGAGAUGGCUAAACUCCAAGAACGUAACAAUCUCCUCUCGUCCAAAGUGGACGAGACCCAACGGUUGCUUAAUCAGCAGGAUACGCAAAACGUUCGGACGACCGAAUCUUCCCAGAGUCAGCAGACCCCCGGUCGGCAGAGGAAGGGAAAACAGGGGGCAAAGGCAACGCCUGCGCCCUCCAAACAGCUGGUAGUCCCGGCACCCCCGGACCAACCGCACGUACCGAAGAAGGUAUACACCGAUUGUCGUUAUCGGAUCAACGACAAGAGGGAUGCCGAACGGCAUAGGUCCCCAAUCAGACUAAACGCCAACUUGAGAGACUCCCGGAUGAGGGUCUUGGGGGACAAGUCGCCCCUUCGGAGGGCUCAGGGUUUGGAAUCGGCGCAGGAAUCCGACGAUGAGUACAUCCCCACCAGGGACAUCGAAUCGAGCUACCGUUCGGAAGCUCCCCCGGAGUAUUCGAAGGCAAGAUCACCAAGUCCGAGGAAAACUACCGAGGACUUUUGUUCCGAGGACGUCCCCAGCCGAGACCCCACCAUCCGAUUACUUUUUCAAAGAAUCCAGAAGAUGGAGGAGGACCGAACCCGAUCCCAGGUCCCUGACUGGGGAAAACUUCGGCCGGGACCGUUUACCGAGCGCAUCAAGAAGUCCAGACCGGACAGGGAGGUGCAGCCGUUGCGCAUACCCUUCUAUACCGGUGUGGAGGACCCUCUGACGCACCUUCACUCUUUCCAAUCGGCAGUUGGAUGUAAGGGCCUAAGCGACGAGGGACAAUGCCUGCUGUUCCCCUCGUCCCUUACCGGAGCUGCACUGAACUGGUUCUACCGUCUCGAGCCGGGGACGGUACACUCCUUUGAAGAACUGAAGCAGAUCUUCCUCAACCACUUCAUGAUCCAGACGGACCGUCUGUAUUCUGCCGAUGAUCUGUACACGAUUCGGCAAAGGGAGGACGAACCCCUACGGGAAUACGCAGCGCGCUUCAGCCACGAGUACUCGAGGUGUCCCGAAACGGACGAUAGGGCAGCCUACGGCGCGUUCAAGAGUGGCCUACGGUCCUCUCACUUCCGAUAUCUCGUGCACAGUAGCAACUGGCGCACGUAUGACGAGUUAAUGAAGCAGGCGGCAGUCCAUGCGAAGGCCGAAUACUUCAACUCCAAACCCGGGCCUUCGGCUCGGAAGGAGGAAUCGGCAGCCAAAGGCUAUCCAGGCCGAAUCGACGAACCGUCGGCAGGACACAAACGGAGGGACGACCGGGAUAGCCGUCAGGGAAACUCGAAGAAGGGACGUGGGAAGUACGGUCGUAACGACCACCGGGCACCCCUACCGAAUCACGAUCGUGCUCAGGAAGUCUUCACCCUGCUGAACACGACAUACGAGACCGUUCUAAUGAACGAACAUGACCAGAUCCCGAAGCCGACCAACCGGAAGCCCAAUCGGCAGGAUAAUCGGGAUACUGGCAAAUUCUGCCGAUACCACCAGCAGAACAGCCACAAUACCGAAGACUGCAUCAGUCUAAGGAAAAUUGUCGAGCGCCUGAUUCGGGAAGGGAAGUUGGAUCAGUACCUUGCCAGGCCGCCGCAGGCCCCGGCACCAAAUGCAAAUCGGCAGAUCAACAUGAUCAAUACGAUCAGCGGUGGCCCCACCCUGGCAGGACCCUCUAACCGAUCGGUGAAGCAGUAUGUGCGCGCCGCCCACUGCCCUCAGGUCUUCGGCAUAGCAGAGGAUCGGUGCCGAAAGAUGCCGAAGGUAGGAUGGGAGCCCAUCACGUUCAGUGAAGAAGAGGAGGAGGGGAUCAUCUACCCCCACGACGACCCAAUGAUCAUUCGGGCCGAGAUCGCCGAGUACGACGUGGGUCGGGUGCUGAUUGACACCGGAAGCUCGGUGAACGUGAUCUUUGCCGAUGCGUUCAAGGGACUGGGGAUUGCCGACAGCAUGGUCAAUCGGCAAAUCACGCCUCUCCUCAGUUUCUCUGGAGAUAUGGUGCAACCGGUCGGUAGCAUCAGUUUGCCCAUCGCCUUCGGCGUGGCCUCCAGGAAGACCAUGACCUACGACCAAUUCCUCAUUGUCGACUGCCCAACGGCAUACAACGUAAUCAUAGGGCGAACGGCACUCACCAAGAUCAAGGCCCACCUAUCCCCGCAUAUGUUGUUGAUGAAGUUCCCGACCCGCAACGGUACUGGAGCCAUCCGGGGCGAUCAGCUCAGCGCACGGACGUGCUAUGCCACGGCCCUUAAGUCGGUGGCCAGCAAACCGCCAAUGGAGGCCAUGACCGUCCAGGGACUACCGAACGGUAGCGAGCCCAUUGACGACCCCAGGGAGGACAAUCCAACGCCGGUCGCGCAGCCCGCCGAGGAGCUCGAGACAAUAAUCCUGAACGAGGAAUUCCCCGAUCGGUGGGUGAAGAUCGGCACCAAUCUGAACCCCGAUCUCCGAGGGCAAUUCAUCGACUUCUUACGGCAGCAUGCGGAGGUCUUCGCUUGGUCUUAUGACGACAUGCCCGGCAUAUCACCCGAUGUCAUCAGUCACAAGCUCAGCAUCUCCUCCGCCCACAAACCAGUCAGGCAAAAGCGCCGAUCGUACGAUGCCGAACGGUAUGAGGCGAUGCGUGCCGAAGUUGACAAGCUCAAAGCCAUCGGCUUUAUCAGGGAAGCUACGUACCCUGUGUGGCUUGCCAACUCGGUCAUGGUUCGGAAGGCCAGAGGAGGAUGGCGAAUGUGCCAGGAUUAUACCGACCUCAACAAGGCUUGUCCGAAGGACAGCUUCCCCCUACCGAGGAUUGACCAGCUCGUCGAUGCCACCGCCGGGCAUGAGCUGCUCAGCUUCAUGGACGCGUAUUCAGGAUACAACCAGAUCUUCAUGGACCCUGCCGAUAGAAAGCAUACGGCAUUCAUCACAGAUCGCGGUUUGUACUGUUACAACGUCAUGCCCUUCGGCCUGAAGAACGCGGGGGCAACUUACCAACGGCUCGUCAACCGGAUCUUUGCUAAAUACAUCGGCGGCAUCAUGGAGGUUUACGUUGACGACAUGUUGGUAAAGAGCCGAACGGCGGGGGGUCACCUUGAAAACUUGGCCCUCAUGUUCGGUAUUCUAAAGGACUACCGAAUGCGACUAAAUCCGGCGAAAUGCGCAUUCGGUGUAUCUUCCGGAAAAUUUCUCGGGUUCAUGAUCAGUCAAAGGGGAAUCGAGGCCAAUCCCGAGAAAAUAAAAGCCAUAAUCGACAUGGAAACCCCGAAGACGCAGAAGGACAUUCAGAGCCUUACCGGACGUGUCGCUGCCCUGACACGCUUCAUCUCCAAGGCUACCGAUAAAUGCGUACCGUUCUUCAAAGCUUUGAAAGGGGGCAAACAUCAUAUAACAUGGACUCCCGAAUGCGACCAAGCGUUUCAAAACUUGAAAACUACAUGA